AUGCCCCCACACUCAAAAUGGGACGGCGACUCCAAUUCCUCCUCCUCACGCACCUCCUCUUACUCGACCCACGCGCUCCUCACCCGUUCCGAAGUCGCUGGGCCGUUGCAUCCUCCUCUCAACCCGAAGACGCUCCCCGCGUUCUUCCGCGACGACGUCGAGCGUCCGCGCCCGCACGGCGGCCCCGUGGGGCGCAACCUCGCGUCCACAGACGACCGGUACCUCGGCUGGGACUUCCAAGAGUUCGACAGGCACGUGCAGGCACUUGCGCGGGGGCUCGUUGGGCUGGGAGUAAAGAAAGGGGACCGGGUGGGCGUCUACGCAUGUCUGCAGUGGGCGUGUGCGAGCGUCGGCGCGGUCCUCGUCAGCACGCUCGCCCUCGCCGGCGUCUCGCACCUCUUCGUCGUGCCGCACCUGCGCUCCUCAGCGUACGUGCGCAUGCUCUGCGACGCCUUCCCCGCGCUCGCCGCCUCCGCCCCGGGUGACAUUCAGGAGGAGGCGCUCCCAGCGCUCCGCCACCUUGUCGUAGUGACAACAUCAGCGGCCGUGUGGGCGGGCGCGCUGGAGGGUGCGCGGCCCGCGGUGGACUUCCGCGAGGUGCUCGUCUGGCGGGAGGACGGAGCGGAGCGAAAAGAGGUCGUGGAGAGGGAGAACGGCUUGAGGGCGGAUGAUGUGGUCAAUCUGCAGUUCACGAGUGGGACGACAGGCCUUCCGAAAGCGGUUUCACUCACGCACCACAAUCUACUCAACAACGGGCUGGCUAUCGGCCGUUGUAUGCGUUUGUCCGAAGAGGAUAUUCUCUUGACUCAAGAGAAGUGCACCGCGCUUCAUGGCGUUCCUACCCAUUUCCUUGGAGUCCUCGCCGAAGUACAGCGCCGAAGGAAGGCUGGCGAGCUGGUCGAUACGCGCACUCAUGAAAAGCUGAACCUAACGGAGCUCACUGUGGCCCCUGUGACAUUCCAGAGCAUCACGAGCGACCCAGUGGCCAAACGCGUUGAGACCGUCGGGAGGAUUCUCCCGCACGUCCGCGCGAAGGUGGUAGACCCAGACGGAGAGGUCGUUCCCAUCGGCAAGCCCGGGGAACUCAUCGUCGCGGGCUACCCGCUGCAGAAGGGUUACUGGAACGACGUGGAGCAGACACAGAAGGUGAUGGAGCGGGACGCGGAAGGGACGCUCUGGAUGCACACGGGCGACGAGGGGACAAUGGACGAGGAAGGGUACCUGAGGAGUAAGCACGGGAUUCGCUUUCCGAACCUGUUCCCGGUGCAAAUAGAGAACGUCAUGACGGCACACCCGGACAUUCGCGAGGCGCAGCCGUCGCAGUGCCCGACUCCGUCUACGGCGAGACGUGGGCGCGUGGGUCGUGCUCGAACCUGGCGCGUCGCUGUCGCAGAGGCGAAUGCACCGGCGUGGGUGUGGUUCACUGGGCGAGACGGGACGGCGGAAGAGCUGCCGAAGACGGCGAGCGGGAAGGUGCAGAAGCACAUCCUGCGCGAGUGGUCGAAGGAGCUGGCGGAGCGCGGCGUCGGGCGUUAUCAUGAGCGAAGACAGGAGUGCAUUUCACCACGGGAGCAUCGCCCGCGAACCGCCAAAUCGGAACAAGCCCUUCGCAGCUGUAGCUGA
This is a messenger RNA of Epithele typhae, 1623 nucleotides long. RefSeq names its product acyl-CoA synthetase. Gene Ontology annotation, molecular function: medium-chain fatty acid-CoA ligase activity. The transcript is spliced from 14 exons. The record is from RefSeq and is a predicted model, not a curated record. Lineage: Eukaryota; Fungi; Basidiomycota; Agaricomycetes; Polyporales; Epitheliaceae. Gene Ontology annotation, biological process: fatty acid metabolic process. Bases 1 to 1623 code for a protein of 540 amino acids.